Messenger RNA from Drosophila serrata, 1981 nucleotides. Its product is annotated as alpha-N-acetylgalactosaminidase. Gene Ontology annotation, molecular function: alpha-galactosidase activity. The record is from RefSeq and is a predicted model, not a curated record. Gene Ontology annotation, biological process: glycoside catabolic process; oligosaccharide metabolic process. Gene Ontology annotation, cellular component: cytoplasm. Lineage: Eukaryota; Metazoa; Arthropoda; Insecta; Diptera; Drosophilidae.
GUUAGAACGCUGCCAAUCCGCUAAGCGGUAAAAUCAAUUCAAUUAAAACAUAAACAUCAAAGUGUUUGAUUAAAAUCAAUAACAAACGCAACCACAGCGCUAAUUUGUCACCUUUCGCUAUCUCUUGUUUCCUCGAUUUGUAGACUAGUUUAACUGACAACCUGCGCCGCAAUUGAACAACAAAAGCAUAUCAGAAAGCCGCUGUUCUCUGCUCCGCAUGUUGGCCGUAGCCCGCCGCUCUUCUAUAUUUGCUCCCUGUGAUCGCGGUGAACUUGGGAUGAUAAGAGGGACUGGGGCUCUCCUCCUGUAAUCGAAAGCCUGCUGUUUGUUCCACCCGGCGAACACCAAAUCAGUCGAUGGGUGUGCUCCAAUGCAAUAGCAAUUAGCCACUAACCUUCUGCCGGGUCUCCAGCUCCUCCCACUCUUGGUGUACUUCAGGUUCUGCCUACUCUUCCACCUUCUCGUGGCAAACAAAACUUAUCUUGAGUGCCGCUUCGAGAACAUAUAAAUUCCCUGGCUUCCCAUAGGCCAGGAUUCAGUUGGUGCUUGUGGCUCGCCAUGUACGGAACAAGGAGCAUCUUUCUGGGCGGCCUUUGCCUCCUCCUGCUGCUCCAGGUAUUGCCUGUCGCCGUGGGUCUUGAUAAUGGUCUGGCGCUCAAGCCACCUAUGGGCUGGAUGUCAUGGGAACGCUUCCGCUGUAUAACCGACUGCAAAUUAUAUCCCAACGAGUGCAUUAGUGAAAAUCUCUUCCGUCGUCAUGCGGAUCUUCUGGUAUCCGAGGGCUAUGCCGAUGCUGGUUACGAAUAUGUCAUCAUCGACGACUGCUGGCUGGAGAAGAAUCGUGACAACGAUACCCAAAAGCUAGUGCCCGACAGGAAACGCUUUCCCAAUGGCCUAAAUAGCCUAGCUGAUCAUAUCCAUGACAAAGGACUCAAGUUUGGUUUGUACCAGGAUUUUGGAACCAAUACCUGCGCGGGUUAUCCUGGUGUCAUUAAACACAUGCAGCUGGAUGCCCAGACCUUUGCCGACUGGGAUGUAGACUAUGUAAAGCUAGAUGGUUGUUAUGCCAAUUUAACCGACAUGGUUAAUGGAUAUCCAGAGUUUGGACGCCUUCUGAAUGAAACUGGUCGUCCUAUGGUCUACUCCUGCAGCUGGCCUGCCUACCAAGAGGAGGCCGGAGAGAUGCCCGACUAUGAGUCCCUCAAAAAACACUGUAAUCUGUGGCGCAAUUGGGACGAUAUCGACGAUUCUCUGGAGUCUCUGAUGCAGAUCAUAGAUUAUUUUGGCAAGAAUCAGGACAGAAUUCAGCCGCAUGGCGGACCAGGACACUGGAACGAUCCGGAUAUGCUGCUGCUGGGAAAUUACGGUCUGAGCUACGAUCAAAGCAAGCUCCAGAUGGCCAUUUGGGCCAUUAUGGCGGCGCCACUGAUUAUGUCCAAUGAUUUGGCCGAAGUGCGUCCAGAGAUCAAGGCUAUUCUGCAGAAUCGAGAUGUGAUUGCAGUGGAUCAGGAUGAAUUGGGCAUCCAGGGACGUCGCGUUUUGACCCGCAACCUAAUAGAGGUCUGGAAGCGACCCAUUACACCAGUGACCAAGGGUGGCGAACACUCGUAUGCCGUGGCCUUUGUGAGUCGUCGGGACGAUGGUGCUCCCUACAGGAUCCCAUUCACAGUCAAGGAUCUGGGCCUCAACAAUGCCAAAGGAUAUAAGGUGCAGGAUCUGUACUCUAGCCGCCAGCUGGGUGUCUACCAAACGGAUUCCCAGUUCAUCACCCGCGUCAAUCCAAAUGGCGUAACUUUCUACAAGUUUACAGCGCUCUGAUCUGUGUAUAUGCAAAUCAGUUUUUGCCAUCAAAUCGAAUAAGCCUAUUUUAUACGUUAUUCCAUCAUGGAUUAUCUUCCCCACCUUCAAGAUGAGCCGUCAGUUAAGUUAAAACUGAUAAAGACAGGUAAAUAAAUAACUGAAAAGGUCCGUAUUACUUUGA